Molecule: messenger RNA, 2851 nt
Organism: Aphidius gifuensis
Lineage: Eukaryota; Metazoa; Arthropoda; Insecta; Hymenoptera; Braconidae
Gene: Rcd5
Product: microspherule protein 1
Exons: 5
Coding region: 954-2456 (500 amino acids)
Biological process (GO): positive regulation of transcription by RNA polymerase II
Cellular component (GO): NSL complex; MLL1 complex; Ino80 complex
Molecular function (GO): protein binding; G-quadruplex RNA binding
Source: RefSeq, a predicted model, not a curated record
ACAUUUGCUAAAUGACUUUUGAAGAUCAUAGUUGACUUUGAGUCAAAUAUGAAGUUGAUAAUUUUAUUUAUUGGCUGUGUCGGCAUUGUUUGGGCUAGUUCAAUGAGUAAUUUGAGUGAAGAAAUUGAAGAUAAAAUUAACCAGAUCAAUUUAAAAUUCGAGAAAAUUGACAAAAAAAUUGAGGGAAAUGCCAAAAGAAUUAAUGAAAAAAUCAACAAAAUGCAGGAUAAAAUUGAAAAAAAAAUCAACAAUACGUGUGACAAAAAAAAUCGUUCGAGAAAUUUAAUUUGUCUACUUGAAAAACCAUUUGAGCUGGGAAGUAUUGGCAAAGGAUGUCUCCCCGAAGAAUUUCGCAAAAACAAAUUACGCAAUAUUUCUAAAAAAAUAUCAAAAGAAUAUUACACAUCUCCAAAUGCCAAUUUAUCAGUUGUCUGUGAUACUGGAUCCAAUGGUAAAUUGAUUCUUCAUUUUUGUCGUAAUCAAAUUGUCAACAAUAGCCAGUAUCAUUACCAAGGAUUUUUUGAUCUCUCCUCUAAUUUCGAAAACCAUGAAAUUUGUCAAAUUAUUAUCAAUAAUUAAAUAUAAUUAAAUUUUUAAUUAAUCCAAGAUGGCUGGUGAUGUCGGUAAAAAAGUUUUCAACUUGUGACUUUUUUAAAUAACCACCCGUGUCGCAUGGUACAUUUUUUUUCUCUUAAUUUCGCUGAAUUUCGCAAUAUUAAUUGAACACUCUGUCAAAAAAAAAAUAAAGCAAAAAAAAUCGACAACAAUAAUUGUAUUUUUUUUAAAUGUUUUAUAUAAAUAAAUUUUAACAAAGUGUAAUUUUAUUUAACAGAAUAAUUAUAAUUUUAUAAAUCGAAAUAAAAAAUGAUAAAUGUUUAAAAGUUUUAUAAAGUGUUAAUAAUAAUAGUUGAAUGAAAAAUUUCUAACCUUUAAAAUAUAAAUAUAUUGAUAAAAUGAAUGUUUCAUCAUCAUCAACAACAACACCAGGCAUGAAUCCUGGUGGUGUAUUAAAUCACAAUACAGAUGGAUUUAUAAGUACUCCAAUGGAAACAUCAUCGACUCUUGAUCCAAUGAGUACAAAACGUCGAAGCUCAUCACGUACAAUAAAACGUCGUAAAUUUGAUGAUGAACUUGUUGAGACAACAUUUAAUCUUCAAUCACCAACAACAAGUGGUAAAUCAAAUGCAAAAUCACGUACAGUAUCAAUGUCAACUGGUCAAGUUGUUGAAUCAUUAUUACCUCCUCCACCACCACCACCACCACUGCAACUACCAUCAUCAUCAUCAUCAUCAUCAAUAACACAACAAAUGUCAACACCAAUUGGAUCAUCAUUAAUACCACAAGCAGAAAAAAUAAAUAAACGUCCAAGUAGACCAAGUGGAUCAACAAAUGCUGGACGUAAAAAUAAAAAAAAUAAAAAUCAUACAAAUUCAGUAAAUGCAACAAAAGAUUUAGGCAGAUGGAAACCAACAGAUGAUCUUGCAUUAAUAACUGGUGUACAACAAACAAAUGAUUUACGUAUGGUACAUCGUGGUACAAAAUUUUCAUGUAGAUUUACAUUACAAGAAAUACAACAAAGAUGGUAUGCUUUAUUGUAUGAUAGUAAUGUAUCACGUGUUGCUGUACAAGCUAUGAGAAAUCUUCAUCCAGAAUUAAUAACAAGUGUACAAUCACGUACACUAUAUAGUAAAGCUGAAGAAGAUUUAUUAGGUACAAUUAAAUCAACAACACCACCAUCACCAACACAAGAAACAUUUCAAAAAUUAUUAGAAACAAAUGCACAAAUUUUUUAUCCAGCAAGAACAGCCAAGGCAUUAAUGGCACAUUGGCAAUUAAUGAAACAAUAUCAUUUAUUACCUGAUCAAACAGUACAAGCAUUACCACGUGGUGAUGCAUUUUUAAAUUUUUCUGAUGCUGAAGAUGUACUAAAUGAUGCUGAAUUAACUGAGCCAAAAGAUGAAAUAAUUGAUGCUGAAUUAACAAUGGCUGAUAGAAAAAAUAAACGUGAAAUACGUACAUUAGAAAAUGAACUUGGUAGAUGGCAAGUACUUGUUGAUAGUGUUACUGGUGUUAAUCCACCAGAUUUUGAUAAUCAAACAUUGGCAAUAUUAAGAGGUAGACUUGUCAGAUAUCUCAUGAGAUCUAGAGAAAUAAGUGUUGGACGUACAACAAAAGAUUAUACUGUUGAUGUUGAUUUAACACUUGAAGGUCCAGCAUGGAAAGUAUCAAGACGACAAGGUACUAUUAGACUUAAAAAUAAUGGUGAUUUUUUUCUUUCAUCUGAAGGAAAAAGACCAAUAUUUGUUGAUAGUCGACCUAUACUUGCUGGUAAUAAAAUGAAACUCAACAAUAACAGUGUCAUUGAGGUUGCUGGACUUAGAUUUAUAUUUUUAAUAAACCUUGAGUUAAUAUCAGUUAUUCGUCAAGAAGCAAUUAAACUCAACUUAAAUCCAUAAUAAUUGAUUUAAUUAUUUUUUUACAAAUAAAAAUGAUCCAGGAAUAUUCACUGUAAUUAUUCAUCAUCAUAAUACUCGACCAAAGGGACAACAGCCAUUCUUUUCAUCAUUUUAAAAUAAAUAUUAUCAUUCAAUGUUUAUUCCAAGGAUUGGAAAGUUUUUUAAAAAACCAUUUGCACUUAUUUAUUUUUCAAAUAUAAAAAAAAAAACAAAAUUUAAAAAAAAAAUGUAAAAUGUAAAAUAAUCUGGAUAACUUUUUUUUUUUUUAGUAUUAUAUAUUAAAUUAGAGAUAAUUUAAAAAUAAAAAUAAAGCUAAAUAUAUUUAAAUGUGUAUUUUGUAAAUUGCAUUAUUAUUAUUUUAUUUAUUAAUUAAUAAAUAAAAAAUAUACACACAG